Molecule: messenger RNA, 1752 nt
Organism: Gallus gallus (chicken)
Lineage: Eukaryota; Metazoa; Chordata; Aves; Galliformes; Phasianidae
Exons: 1
Coding region: 683-1630 (315 amino acids)
Source: RefSeq, a predicted model, not a curated record
CUUUAUGUCAUAUAGGAAAAAUAAGGCACUUUGGAAGGGUUACAGCUCGCCUAAGACAUUCUAAGCAGGAAGAGAAAGGGGUUAGUUUCUGAAAUGGAUUUAAAUGAAUGUUAAUACGGUAAUAAAACCCAGCGAAUCCGCUUCCCCACUUCAAGGCUUUGUUUAAAGGAAUACAAAAGGAGGGGGAUAAGCAGCCCCGAAACGCAGCGGCACGGAGAGCCGGGAUGGGGCAGCAGCACCUGCCCUGCGAGAGGCUCCAAGAGCUGCGUGUGAGCUCAGCGACCGAAAUAUCCCUUCCCUGAAAUGACACCACGUGGGACCUCACAGAGCCCCUUCCCUCCACCCGGCCUGGAGCUCCGGGUCUGAUAAGGAGAGGAGAAAGCGGUGAAGGUCACCGGCUGCAGACGAGGCUCCGGGCUGAGCCCGGGGAGCGGGGACACAGCCAUCCCUGUGCGCCGAGGGGGGGCGGUGGGGGAGCGGCUGCCGGCAGCAGCAGCAGCCAAGCACUGCGGGCAAAGGCAGCGGGAGAACGUCUGAGCUGGGGAGGCUGAGAGGGCAGCGGCCGCCCCAGCGCCACGCAGACGUCCAUGGGGACGGGCGGAGGGGAGGCCCGCGGCUGCCAGCUCUGCUUUCGGCCGUGCAGAACGCUCGAGGCUCUGCGCUGCCACGGCGAGAGGCAAAGAUGGCAGGAGGAGAGCGCGGGCCCUGCAGCACGCACAGCUGCUCUGCUUUGCAAAGGUUGUCGCUGGCACCUCUCCUCCCCCCCUGCUGGGUUCAGAAACACGAGGCCCGCUCGGCGGCCCGGCGCCCCGCGAUUCCGCGGCACCGCUCACAGAUGGACACCUCACACGGGGAUCUCCACGCUCAGCUUUGUCCUAUCUGCAACCCCUCCGCUUGGGAUCCCGCACUUCUGCCUCUCAGCCCAGGUCUGAAAGCAGCCGUGGCUAAAAGCAGGCGUGCACAGCCAGAGCAGCACCCCUCCUGCUGCCAGCAGGGCUCCGGAGCAGGCGAGGCAAUAGGAGCACUGCUCCACCUGCAGCUGCACCGCUCACCCACGCAGCAUCCCCGUGCCAUAGGCGUGGAGCGACCACAGCGCCCCGAGGCACAGCCCUGCCCCACACGCUGGGCUGCAAGGAGUGUGGCACUUCUCUGGAUUUCACACGACAGAAAGACUCGCUCCCCUUUCCCAACAGGGGGCCAAGUCUACUUAAGGCAAUUUAAAAUUAACCCAGGUUUGGCAUUUGUGAGCUCCGCGCUUCCCUGUGUGAUAAUGCUGUCAGCCUGGCUUAGCUCAAAGGUCUGUUUUCCCCAGGAACCUGUCUCCAAGAGAAGCCAGAGGAGGAUGCUUACAGAAGGAGCAGAAAAACAGAGGCAGCCAUUCUCCUCCAGCCCCCCUCGCCCAGCGUGCAGCACCGAUCACUUUGCAUUUCCAAGUCCCUCCGCUGCACGACGGCUCGCUGCCACUCGAGGGCUUUCUUUCCCUCUUCCAGAACCUGCAAUGAGCGCUGCUCAGAUGUUCCCAGCCUGCUGGGAUGCCUCGCUGUGCCCUCUGCUCCGCACAGCCCAUUCGCACACAGAAACGGAAUGGUGGAGAGGCUGCUCAAUCUCUCCUGAUGGCGCUCAGGGCUGAGCCACAUCUCAGCCCGACCCACGGCCCAGCAAAGCCCCUCCUCCGGGCCCUCAUCUGCUCUGGCACACAUUAAAAAUGCACCAACGCACGCGAGAAAUCGGUAAGAACUCGAUGGCACCAAC